Messenger RNA from Didymella exigua CBS 183.55, 1533 nucleotides. RefSeq lists its product as uncharacterized. Bases 1 to 1533 code for a protein of 510 amino acids. Gene Ontology annotation, cellular component: nucleus. NCBI's taxonomy places the organism in Eukaryota, Fungi, Ascomycota, Dothideomycetes, Pleosporales, Didymellaceae. The transcript is spliced from 3 exons. The record is from RefSeq and is a predicted model, not a curated record.
AUGCCCACCGCCACCUCCGCGUGGGGCCAGCCUAUGCAGCCACCCGCGUACAAUGCGGUUCAGCCACGCACCACACUCCAGGCUGCGCCUGCUCCGGUACAUCUUGCAGGCCUCGAGAACAACCCGAAGAAGGUCGAGUGGCCCCCUGCGGUGCGCGACUAUGUUCGCCGUGCCUUCGACCCCGAGAGCGCCAUCGCUGGAGUUUCCAGCAUAGAAAUGCAAACAAAACUGAAAGAAACCAUCAGCUACUACGCCGAACGGAACAUGCAAGACUCGAUCGACUGGACCACCUAUCCCUUGCCUCAAGAGCUCAUUCUCGAAGAGCGACGCAAAGACGCGCUUUUGUCGCCUACUAAUAAUGGCUUUGCGAACGGCAUCUCUUCUCUCCAACUCAACGGCACAAACGGCCAAACUAACUCUUCUCCAUCGACACUGAAGAAGCGCAAAUCGCAAGACUCACAUGAGCUCGCACAACAAACCCAAGCAACCCUCCCGCCUUGGCGUAGAACUAACCUAGAAUCACGUAUGACUUUCGCCGAGGGACACAACGAGAAGCGCCAAAAGAAGACCGCCGCAGCUGACGCCGCAAGUAAGUUAGAGCAAGCGGAGCUAGAAAAGAGACGACAACGGUUCAACCUGGGCAAGGCCGGCAACAACAAGACACCACCAUGGGGAUCUUCGGCAAAGGACGAGGACGGGAUGCCGGCUGGUCCUGUCGUCGGAACCAACAUGGCGCUCGAGAAGAGCUACUUCCGUCUGACUGCACCGCCAAAGGCAGAGACCGUCCGACCGUUGUCUGUGCUCGAGAAGACCUUGGCCAUGCUCAUUAAGAAAUGGAGGGCCGAAAAGAACUACAAUUACAUCUGCAAUCAGUUCAAGUCACUCCGCCAGGAUCUGACUGUGCAGCACAUCAAGAAUGCCUUUACUGUAAAAGUCUACGAGACCCAUGCCCGGAUAUCGCUGGAGAAGGGGGACACGGGUGAGUAUAACCAGUGCCAGACGCAGCUGAAGGCGCUGUAUGCACUGAAUCUUGGUGGCAAGCCGGCUGAGUUCAAAGCCUACCGCAUCCUCUAUUUCGUAUAUACGUGCAACAAGACCGACAUGAACGACAUGUUGGCUGAAUUAACCCCUGCAGACAAGACACACCCAUGGAUCAAGCACGCCCUCGAUGUUCGCUCGGCUCUGGCUCUUGGCAACUAUCACAAGUUCUUCCGCCUGUACCUCGAGGCUCAGAACUUGGGUGGCUACUUGAUGGACCUCUUCAUCGAGCGUGAGCGACUAGCAGCUCUCGCUAACAUGUCUAGAGCUUACAUUAGUAUCACUCUGCGCUUCCUGACUGAUGAGCUCGCUUUCGACAACGAUGAAGUAUGCCGUGAAUUUCUCGAGUCGCAUGGCGCGCAGACCGUCAUCGAGGAGAAGUUCAACGAAAAGGCCGGCAAGCAGUACCGAGUGAAGAUCCGCGAAGGUGCCGUGCUUUUCGAACAACUCCGUGCCGCUGCAUUCAGCAAAGUAGACAUCAAGGGCCAGAUAUGA